ACUCACCCCAAAGGGCUGGGAAUGCUGCAUCCAACUGUCAUUCCCACUCUCCUCUCUGCGGGCAUGUAGGACACGGCCCUUACUCUGCGCUUCAUUGAGAGCAUCUCUGCAGUCAGCCUGGCUGUCCAGAGGAGCGGGGAAUCCCAACCCCACCAGCUUCCUCACAAACAGGAGCUGCUCAGCCAGCUGCUGGAGAUCAUUAAGGCCGAGCCAUGGAGCUCCCUGCUGUCCCCAGUUCGCCAGGAGGCAAUGGUGGCCAUCAGGCACCUGAGUAAAGCGAAGCAGCCACUGAGCUGCGAGAAGAAUCAGGAGUUGAUAGAGCAGUGUCUUGAUAGUGUCUUCUCCCUGCCUCUCCAGGAGCUCACUGAGGACGUGGGGCCUGUCCAGACUCUUUAUGCCAGCACCAUGGCCACCCUGGAGGGGCUGAUGCAGAUGUUACUGGAGGAGGAUGAAAUGCCAGAACAACUCCAGAGAAUCUUCCGGCUCCUGAAGAGAUGGCUGGUGUCAAAGCAAGUGUGGGAGCGUGCACGUGCCAUGCGGGUCAGCACCCACCUGCUGAAGGCGUAUCUCCAGAUGGUCACCAUCACCGGCCUGCUCUCAUGGUAG
Molecule: messenger RNA, 606 nt
Organism: Gopherus flavomarginatus (Mexican gopher tortoise)
Lineage: Eukaryota; Metazoa; Chordata; Testudines; Testudinidae
Product: maestro heat-like repeat-containing protein family member 2A
Exons: 6
Coding region: 250-606 (118 amino acids)
Cellular component (GO): cytoplasm
Source: RefSeq, a predicted model, not a curated record